AUACGGAGACUCACUGUUUUGAGGAUGCGUCGGACCUCCUGCAACACCUGCUGCACGUUGCUGACAGAACAGAGAACCAAGGUGCAGACAACAACGUCCAGUGACUCAUCCUUUAUCUCCUCCAUGUCCUCCCCAGAGAGCUGGAUGUCUGGGAUGAAAAACAAAUAAAGAGGAAAUAGCUGCAGGAUGAAAAAAUGGCCGCACCCCUUAUGUCACCCCCAGGACCUGACAGCUUCAAGAAAUUCACCCCGGAAUCGCUUGCUAACAUCGAGAGGCGCAUCAAAGAAGAGAAGAACAAGAAGCCACCCAAGCCCAGAUCGGACAGUAGUCACCGUGACACGUCUGACGACAAUGAACCCAAGCCCAACAGUGACCUGGAGGCUGGGAAGAGCCUGCCGUUCAUCUACGGCGAUGUUCCUCCUGGAAUGUCGGGUGUACCGCUGGAGGAUUUGGACCCAUACUAUCAGAACCUGAACAUGAAAACAUUUAUAGUCCUCAACAAAGGGAAAACAAUCUUCCGCUUCAGUGCCACGCCCUCCUUGUACAUCAUAAGCCCGUUUAAUCUACUAAGGCGAAUAGCUAUUAAGAUUUUGAUACAUGCGUUAUUCAGCAUGAUCAUCAUGUGUACGAUUUUGACCAACUGUAUAUUUAUGACAUUUAGUGACCCCCCAGAAUGGUCCAAACAAGUAGAGUAUACCUUCACAGGUAUCUAUACGUUUGAAUCACUCACAAAAAUUGUUGCCCGAGGCUUCGCUAUAGAUGGGUUUACCUUUCUCAGAGACCCAUGGAACUGGCUGGAUUUCAUGGUCAUCUCAAUGGCAUAUAUAACAGAGUUUGUGGACCUUGGGAAUGUCUCGGCGCUGAGAACGUUCAGGGUUCUCCGAGCAUUGAAAACAAUUUCUGUCAUUCCAGGCCUGAAGACCAUUGUGGGUGCUCUGAUCCAGUCUGUGAAGAAGCUGUCGGAUGUGAUGAUCCUGACCGUCUUCUGUCUCAGCGUCUUUGCUCUAAUUGGACUGCAGCUCUUUAUGGGGAACCUAAGGCAGAAGUGUGUAAUCUGGCCAAUCAACAUGACUGAGCAGUACCUGGCAAAUGGCAGCAGGGGCUUUGACUGGAAGGAAUACAUCAUGAAUGACUCUAAUUUCUACUUCCUUCCUGGUCAGCUUGAUGCUCUGCUAUGUGGAAAUAGUUCUGACUCAGGACGAUGUCCAGAGGGCUUUAUGUGUAUGAAAGCCGGAAGGAACCCCAACUAUGGUUACACCAGCUUUGACAGCUUUGGAUGGGCUUUCCUCACCCUUUUUCGUCUCAUGACCCAAGACUUCUGGGAAAAUCUCUACAUGCUGACUCUGCGAGCUGCAGGGAAAACAUACAUGAUCUUCUUUGUGCUGGUCAUCUUUGUGGGCUCUUUCUACCUGGUGAAUCUCAUCUUGGCUGUGGUGGCCAUGGCUUAUGAGGAGCAGAACCAGGCCACUAUUGAGGAGGCGGAGCAGAAAGAGGCAGAAUUCAAGGCCAUGCUGGAACAGCUUAAGAGGCAGCAGGAUGAAACACAGGCUGCCGCCAUGGCGACAUCUGCAGGCACGGUGUCAGAGGCUGCGUUAGAGGAUGAAGGUGGAGGGCACUUGUCCCGCAGCUCCUCUGAGGUGUCCAAGCUGAGCUCCAAGAGUGCCAAGGAGCGUCGCAAUCGCAAGAAGAAAUGGCGUCAGAAAGAGCAGGAGAAAGAGAAGGGAGACAGUGAGAAGGUUGUUAAGUCUGAGUCAGAUGAUGGCAGCAAGAAAAGCACCAUUCGUUUCCCAGGAAGCCGGCUGGGGAGGAAGACAUCCAUUAUGAACCAGUCACUACUCAGCAUCCCAGGUUCUCCCUUCAUGUCGCGCCACAACAGCCGCAGCAGCAUCUUCAGCUUCAAAGGCCGUUCCAAGGACAUGGGCUCAGAAAAUGAGUUCGCCGACGAUGAGCACAGUACAGUAGAGGAGAGCGAAGACCGCCGAGGCUCCCUGUUUAUCCCUUACCGCCGCAACAGCUACAGUGGCUACAGCCAAGGCUCAUCACGCAUCCACCCGCUGGCACCCCACUCUGGAGGGAAGAGGAACAGCACAGUGGACUGCAAUGGCGUGGUGUCUCUCACCGGCCCUGGGCCCGGCAGACGGCUUCUGCCUGAGACUACUGACGUGGAGAUUAAGAAGAAGCACUCUGGCUCUCUCAUGGUAUCUGUGGAUCAGCUCAACUCCUCCUUCAAAGGAAAGGACCGUGCCAACAGUCAGAUGAGCGUAGUCACCAACACACUCUUAGAGGAGUUGGAGGAGUCUCAGAGGAAGUGUCCUCCCUGUUGGUACAAGUUUGCCAACAUCUUCCUCAUCUGGGAGUGCUUUCCUUUGUGGCUGAAGAUUAAGCACAUUACCUACUUGAUUGUCAUGGAUCCAUUUGUUGACCUGGCUAUCACCAUCUGUAUUGUCCUCAACACCCUCUUCAUGGCCAUGGAGCACUACCCCAUGACUGAGGAAUUUGAAGGGGUCCUUUCUGUUGGCAACCUGGUUUUCACAGGCAUCUUUGCUGGGGAGAUGUUUGCCAAGCUGAUUGCCAUGGAUCCCUACUACUACUUCCAGGAAGGCUGGAACUGCUUUGAUGGCUUCAUUGUGACUUUGAGUUUAGUUGAGCUGGGACUGGCUGAUGUGGAAGGUCUGUCAGUGCUCAGGUCAUUCCGAUUGUUAAGAGUGUUCAAACUAGCAAAAUCGUGGCCUACCCUCAACAUGCUGAUCAAGAUCAUUGGUAACUCAGUGGGGGCUCUGGGUAAUCUGACCCUGGUGCUGGCCAUCAUCGUCUUCAUCUUUGCCGUGGUGGGCAUGCAGCUGUUUGGCAAAAACUACAAGGACUGUGUGUGUAAGAUCGCCCCGAGCUGUGAACUGCCUCGCUGGCACAUGCAUGACUUCUUCCACUCCUUCCUGAUUGUGUUCAGAGUGUUGUGUGGGGAGUGGAUUGAAACCAUGUGGGACUGCAUGGAGGUGGCAGGACAGACCAUGUGCCUCACCGUCUUCAUGAUGGUCAUGGUCAUCGGAAACCUGGUGGUGCUGAACCUGUUCCUGGCCUUGCUGCUGAGCUCAUUCAGUGCAGACAACCUCGCCGCCACAGAUGACGAUGGUGAACCCAACAACCUCCAGCUUGCAGUUGCCCGCAUUAAGAUAGGGAUUGCCUGGUUCAAGGUUAACAUGCGGAUCGUAGUAGCCACAGUGCUGAAAAAGCAGCCUAUAGAGGAUGAACAGAAGCCUCUGGAUGAAAUGUAUGAGAAGAAGCUCAACUGCAUUGCAAACCACACAGUGGACAUCAACCGUGAACUGGACUAUGCUAAAAAUGGCAAUGGCACCACCAGCGGGAUUGGGAGCAGUGUGGGAAAGUAUAUGAUUGACGAGGACUACAUGUCUUUCAUCCACAACCCCAACCUCACUGUCUGUGUUCCCAUCGCUGUUGGCGAGUCAGACUUCGAAAACCUUAACACGGAAGACUUUAGCAGUGAAUCGGAUGUGGAGAACAGUAAAGAUCUGGAUGACACCAGUUCAUCUGAGGGCAGCACAAUAGACAUCAAGCCUGAUGUGGAGGACGUUGCAGUGGUGGAGGUAGUGGAGGAGUAUGUUGACCCAGAAGCCUGCUGGACAGAUGAGUGUGUGGCCAAAUACAAGUGCUGUGAUGUUCCCAUCACUCACGGCUGGGGAAAGCACUGGUGGUUCCUGAGGAAGACCUGCUACCUGAUUGUAGAACACAACUGGUUUGAAACCCUCAUCAUCUUCAUGAUCCUGCUCAGCAGUGGAGCCCUGGCCUUUGAGGAUGUGUACAUUGAGCAGAGGAAGACAAUCCGCAUCAUUCUGGAGUAUGCUGAUCGGGUUUUCACCUAUAUCUUCAUCCUGGAGAUGUUGCUGAAAUGGGUGGCCUACGGCUUUGUCAAGUACUUCACUAAUGCCUGGUGUUGGUUAGACUUCUUCAUUGUGGAUGUGUCUAUAGUCAGCCUUAUAGCUAAUGCGUUGGGCUACUCCGAUCUAGGCCCGAUUAAAUCACUCAGGACACUGAGGGCCUUGAGACCCCUCAGGGCCCUGUCACGUUUUGAAGGGAUGAGGGUUGUGGUAAACGCCUUGGUGGGUGCAAUUCCCUCCAUCAUGAAUGUGCUGCUGGUGUGUCUCAUCUUCUGGCUCAUCUUCAGCAUCAUGGGUGUCAACCUGUUUGCUGGAAAGUAUUACUACUGUUACAAUGAGACAGCUGAGGAGAACUUCUUCCCUGAUGUCGUCAACAACAAAACAGAGUGUUUUGCACUCAUUAAUGCAAACUACACUGAAGUUAGAUGGAAAAACGUCAAGAUCAAUUUUGACAAUGUCGGUGCAGGAUACCUGGCACUUCUGCAAGUGGCAACAUUCAAAGGUUGGAUGGACAUUAUGUAUGCGGCAAUAGAUUCUCGAAAGGUGGAGGACCAGCCUAUCUACGAGGACAACUUAUACAUGUACAUCUACUUUGUCAUCUUCAUCAUCUUCGGCUCGUUCUUCACUCUAAACCUCUUCAUUGGUGUCAUCAUUGAUAACUUCAACCAACAAAAGAAAAAGUUUGGAGGUCAGGAUAUCUUCAUGACGGAGGAACAGAAGAAAUACUACAAUGCCAUGAAGAAACUAGGGUCAAAGAAGCCACAAAAACCAAUUCCCAGGCCGCAGAACCAGAUCCAGGGCAUGGUGUUUGACUUUGUGACGCAGCAGGUGUUCGACAUCUCCAUCAUGAUCCUAAUCUGCCUCAACAUGGUCACCAUGAUGGUGGAGACAGACGAUCAGACAGAGGACACCGAGGUUGUGCUUUACUGGGUCAACUUCAUCUUCAUUGUGGUCUUCACUUGCGAGUUUGUAUUGAAGCUCUUUGCGCUGCGCCACUACUACUUCACCAACGGCUGGAACAUCUUCGAUGUGGUUGUGGUCAUCCUUUCAAUUGUAGGAAUGUUUCUGGCUGACCUGAUUGAGAAGUACUUUGUGUCACCAACACUCUUCAGGGUGAUUCGUCUGGCUCGUAUCGGCAGGAUCCUGCGUCUCAUCAAGGGGGCCAAAGGAAUCAGAACUCUACUGUUUGCCCUAAUGAUGUCACUUCCUGCCUUGUUCAACAUUGGCUUACUACUUUUCCUGGUUAUGUUCAUUUUCUCCAUCUUUGGCAUGUCCAACUUUGGCUAUGUGAAACACGGGGCUGGAAUUGAUGAUAUGUACAACUUUGAGACCUUCGGCAACAGCAUGAUCAUCCUGUUUAUGAUCACCACGUCAGCUGGCUGGGACGGCCUGCUGCUGCCCAUUCUUAACUACGCUCCAGACUGCGACCCCUUACUGGAGAAUCCUGGCACCCCCGUCACAGGAGACUGUGGCAACCCUUCUGUGGGCAUCUUCUUCUUUGUUAUGUACAUCAUCAUUUCUUUCCUUAUUGUGGUCAACAUGUACAUUGCCAUCAUCUUGGAGAACUUCAGUGUGGCCACAGAGGAGAGUGCCGACCCACUCAGUGAGGAUGACUUUGAGACCUUUUAUGAGAUUUGGGAGAAGUUUGACCCUGAUGCGUGCCAGUUCAUCACCUAUGCCAAGCUUUCGGACUUCGCUGAUUCACUUGAACACCCACUCCGAGUCCCCAAGCCCAACACCAUUGAACUGAUCGCCAUGGACAUGCCUAUGGUGAGUGGUGACCGCAUCCACUGCCUGGACAUCCUUUUUGCCUUCACUAAGCGUGUGCUGGGUGACAGUGGCGAGUUGGACAUGUUGAGGCAACAAAUGGAGGAGCGUUUUGUGGCUGCCAAUCCCUCCAAGGUCUCUUACGAGCCAAUCACCACCACUCUGAGGCGCAAGCAGGAGGAUGUGUCAUCCAGAAUAAUUCAAAGGGCCUACCGUUCCUACCUGGCUAGGCGGGGUUUUGUCUGUAAGCGCAAACCAGCCAAUAACAAAGUGGAGAAUGGCGGGAACAAUCAGGAACAAGAAAAGAAGGAGGGCACUCCCUCAACUGCCUCCCUGCCCUCUUAUGACAGUGUAACCAAACCUGACAAGGAGAAACAGGAUGACAACAAUGAGGGCAAGGGAGGGAGGAAAGAGAAAGGAAGAAACCAAAAAGACAUCAGGGAAUCUAAAUGUUAGAGCGUUGGAAUAAUAAUCACAGUAAUAACAAUACAAAUUAUAAUAGUGUAACUUCAAGCAAAGCGAGAGGAAACUCACCCACACAGAUGUACAGAUUAUUUCAUUUGCAAGUCAGAAAAAAAAAUAAUACUCAAUAAUUUUGUUUACAGACUUCAUUCUUAUAUUGAUGCAGAGGGAAGCAGCUUGGUCUGUUACAGCUUGAAGACUCUUGAACUUCAGUCAAACCAAACAUAAUCAGCAUACUGUGUGACAUUGUUGUAUCUAGACUACUGAUCUUAACAAAAGGGAAUGAAAAACAGACAAGGAAAUGUCUGUGACUGCUGAAAGGCAGAUUGCUCACUUUACCACUGGUCUACAGAUAAGACAAGUAACUCUACACCAAGAGAUAGAAUAAAAAAAACACUAAAGGAAUUCAGCGCCUGGACGAAAGUAAUGGAUUGCUAUGGAAGACAGUGUUGUAAAGGAAAAACAAGGAUGCUGCUUGAUGCUGAAGAAUUGUCCUCUAAAAGCAGCCAAUGAGUGCUUCUGUGUCAUUUAAUACUGAAAUGUAUAGAGGAGAAAAAUGACCCACUCACUCUAUAAGAGCAAACCGAAGGAUGACUGGUGAAUGAAAGACACAAAUGACAGAGCGCGUUGGAAGUACUUUUCCGUUUUCUUAAAGCUAGAAAUUGUUCAUUUGAGCAGCAAAAAUGCAAACAGACAAAAAAAAAAA
Perca flavescens (yellow perch) is the source of this 6828-nucleotide messenger RNA. RefSeq names its product sodium channel, voltage gated, type VIII, alpha subunit b (gene scn8ab). NCBI's taxonomy places the organism in Eukaryota, Metazoa, Chordata, Actinopteri, Perciformes, Percidae. The record is from RefSeq and is a predicted model, not a curated record. Gene Ontology annotation, molecular function: voltage-gated sodium channel activity. Bases 195 to 6116 code for a protein of 1973 amino acids. The transcript is spliced from 28 exons. Gene Ontology annotation, biological process: sodium ion transmembrane transport; neuronal action potential; membrane depolarization during action potential. Gene Ontology annotation, cellular component: plasma membrane; voltage-gated sodium channel complex.